UUACCUGUAUGCUUCUACACGCUCGACAGUUAGGAUAUCAUUCUCUAGUCCCUGCUCAAAACAAAGCUUACAAUGGCAAGCAACGCUUUGUUCGGCUUAGCUGUGUUGCUGAUAUGUGGAUCUAGGUCGACAGUCGUUAGUCAAACCACUAAAGGUAAUUUAGUCAGUCCCAGUGUCAUAGUGGAGGGAGGAACUUUUACUGUGACAUGUGACGCGUCACGUGCUGGUGUUCCAACAACCGCUACAACUAUUGUAUCUUUGGCUAUUGCGUCGUCAUAUGGGGGGACACGGCCAAAAACUUUGGCAAGAAACAGAUUGUACCCACCUCCUUAUCAGUCUCGGCUACCACCAAUAACUUCACCUGCAAGAAACUGGAGCUUUCAAUUCACUGGUAGCCUAUCCGCAACAUCUGAUAGACCAAUUAACAGGAACACGAUUAAAAUAGAAAUUGUGGUCAAUGAUGCUAAUUGCUCAGAUGCUGGCUCGUAUUUCUGUAACGCGACGUACCUAAAUGAAAACGAUGAUGAAACGCCAGCAAGCAGCUAUCAAAAUGUCACAAGUAGAGCCCGAGCAGUACCUCUGUCCCUGAUGUUAGUUCCCCAGUACGAAGAGGGACUGGGUCCAUACCAGUCAGUCAAUCCUGCAGGGUCUAAUGUUACUUUGACGUGUAACGUUAAUGGUCCAAAAGCUUUAAUCUUCACCUGGAAGUAUGGCCCUUCCAGUUAUGACGUCUACAGUUUCACGUCAUAUCCUGUACAAAACGCUAUAUCAGUUGCUGAACCUGUGCUGGUCAGUUCUGGGACAACCUGUGUCCUGUACCAUCAUACGUCAACACUGAAGUUUCAAACAGAAGACAUGUAUGAUGGCUACAUGUAUGUGUGUGUGGCUACAGAAAACAAUGAAGACACAAUUGUUGGGAAUAUGACGAUACACACCAUACACGUCCCUGAAAGUCCUCCUGCAAAACAAAAGUGAUAUAAUAACACAAUUGUGUUACAACAACUUCUGUGAGAUAUUCAGUAAAAUCGUGAAAUUCUGCGUCACGUAGCACUUUUUUUAUAUAUCUUAAAUUAUAUUUUUGUAACAAAAUUGGCGAGAAAUAUAAUACAUCCAGAUUUGUGUUAAAGAUUUACAAUUAUUCUAUAAUGUAGGACCAUUUAUUAUGUAUAUGCAUAAUACAUUUUGAAUAAAUAAAUGUAUGCAAAACUUUUUAUUGCUUUGUUAUACACAUUGUACACCUAAGGAUAAAACGACAAUUUAUUUAGAACAAAAAAAAAGUAUGUAACAUUUGUUUUA
Messenger RNA from Physella acuta, 1296 nucleotides. RefSeq lists its product as uncharacterized. The record is from RefSeq and is a predicted model, not a curated record. Lineage: Eukaryota; Metazoa; Mollusca; Gastropoda; Physidae.